Molecule: messenger RNA, 807 nt
Organism: Alternaria atra
Lineage: Eukaryota; Fungi; Ascomycota; Dothideomycetes; Pleosporales; Pleosporaceae
Exons: 1
Coding region: 1-807 (268 amino acids)
Molecular function (GO): protein binding
Source: RefSeq, a predicted model, not a curated record
AUGGCGUCGCAGGACGAAACAACGAAAAAAGCCGAGGCAUCUGCAAUCGAAACGUCAACACCGGAAAUAUUUCCGCCAGACGAAGAGAAAAAGCUACUUGACGAGUCGAACACCGAAAAAGCCUCAGCAAAUAAGACAUUCACAUCCGGCGAGUACAAUGGCGCGAUACAAGGCUACGAAAAAGCUCUAGCGGUAUGUCCAUCGUACCUUGAAUACGACAUUGCCGUCCUCCGUUCGAAUAUUGCAGCAUGCCACUUGAAGUUGGAAGAGUGGAAGCAAGCCGUAGAAUCCGCAACACAAGCAUUAGAGGCCUUAGACCGAAUAGACCCCCCAGCACCAAAAGACGCAGGAAAGGAUGAAGGCGGGAAAGAAGCAACAGGCGGCGGCGCAAUCGCCGAAAUCGACGACACAACCGAACUCUACCUCGAUGCUCUAACCCGCACCAACCACACAAUAAACGACGUCCACAAACUCCGUACAAAAGCUCUCCUCCGCCGCGCAAAAGCACGUCACGAAGUUGGUGGCUGGGCCUCUCUACAAGGCUCACUGGAAGACUACCAAGCACUUUCCAAGCCACCACACCAGCUCUCCAGCCUCGACCAGAAAGCCGUACAAACGGCGUUACGGAAACUACCAAGCCAGCUAGACGAAGCGAAGAAUACGGAGAUGGCAGAUAUGAUGGGCAAGUUGAAACAGUUGGGAAAUGGAAUUCUGAAGCCGUUUGGGUUGAGUACGGAGAAUUUUCAGUUUACCAAGGAUGAGAAGAGUGGGGGAUAUAGUAUGAACUUUAAUCAGGGUGGCAAGUAA